Messenger RNA from Arabis nemorensis, 1395 nucleotides. The record is from the annotation of a GenBank genome assembly. Lineage: Eukaryota; Viridiplantae; Streptophyta; Magnoliopsida; Brassicales; Brassicaceae.
AUGCGUCAAUCGUCGGAGAUCUUAUCGAUUAUCUUAAUGAAUCCUGGACACAGUUUCACGCCACUGGCAAAGAGACAGCUUUUGGCUGCUGGCUUUGAUCUCCUUAGUGAAAACGACGACUGGAAGCUCAAACCUGGUGGUCGUUACUUCUUUACACGAAACAUGUCUUGUUUGGUUGCUUUUGCUGUCGGAGAAAAGUAUGUUCCUGCUAAUGGUUUUCAUGCCAUAGCUGCUCACACCGAUAGUCCGUGUCUUAAACUUAAACCAAAGUCAGCUUCGUCCAAGUCUGGUUAUUUAAUGGUGAAUGUUCAGACUUAUGGAGGUGGUUUGUGGCAUACAUGGUUUGAUCGAGACUUGAGUGUUGCGGGGAGAGCAAUUGUGAGAGCCAGCGAUGGUUCGUUUGUUCAUAGGCUUGUCAAAGUGAAAAGGCCGUUGCUACGAGUGCCUACUUUGGCCAUUCAUCUUGAUCGCACAGUGAACAGUGAUGGAUUUAAACCGAAUUUGGAGACCCAACUUGUUCCGCUACUGGCAACGAAACCAGAUGAAACAUCAGCAGAGUCGAAGGACAAAAAUGUAUCUCCAUCUUCCAAAGAUGCUCAUCAUCCAUUACUCAUGCAGAUCUUGUCAGAUGACCUGGACUGUAAGGUUGAGGACAUAGUGAGUCUUGAGUUAAAUAUCUGUGACACCCAACCUAGCUGCCUUGGAGGAGCAAAGAACGAGUUCAUAUUCUCGGGGAGAUUAGAUAAUCUUGCAUCAAGUUUCUGUGCUUUGAGAGCUCUCAUUGAUUCAUGUGAAUCAUCGGAAAGCCUGUCGAAUGAACAUAAUAUUAGGAUGAUAGCUUUAUUUGACAACGAGGAGGUAGGUUCAGAUUCAUGCCAAGGUGCAGGAGCACCCACUAUGUUUCAAGCAAUGAGACGGAUUGUGAGUUCCCUAGGCAACGACCAGGUCACCGAGUGUACCUUUGACCGUGCUAUCCGGAAAUCUUUUCUUGUGUCUGCAGAUAUGGCUCAUGGGGUUCACCCAAACUUUGCAGAGAAGCAUGAAGAGAAUCACCGUCCUCAAAUACACAAAGGUCUGGUUAUCAAACAUAACGCAAACCAACGAUAUGCAACCAGUGGGAUCACUUCAUUUCUUUUCAAAGAAGUAGCAAAGCUCCAUGAUCUUCCAAUUCAGGAGUUUGUGGUGAGAAACGAUAUGGGAUGUGGCUCAACAAUAGGACCUAUAUUGGCUUCAGGAGUCGGGAUUCGUACUGUUGAUUGUGGCAUAGCUCAGCUUUCCAUGCAUAGUGUGAGAGAAAUUUGUGGAACAGGCGAUAUAGACAUUGCGUACAGACAUUUCAAGGCGUUUUAUCGGUCUUUCUCAAGCGUAGACAGGAAGCUUGUGGUCGAUGAUUAG